AUGAACUCGACGGCGGCGAUUUCUCUGGCGAGCGUCUCCGCCUCUUUCAAGGACACGGUGGUGCUGCAGUGGCAGCAGACCGCCUGGUGGCAGAUCGUGCUUGCCCUCAUCGUCAUCGGGUUGACCUACGACCAGGUGAUGUACCAGAUCCGCAAGGGCCUGAUCGCCGGGCCCAGCAUCAAGUUCUGGCCGAUUAUCGGUCCCUUCUUGGAGUCGCUCGACCCUAAGUUCGAAGAGUACUUGGCCAAGUGGAACUCGGGCAAGCUCUCGUGCGUGCUGAUCUUCCACAAGUUCGUGAUUAUCGCUUCUGACAGAGACUUGCUGCGUAAGAUUUUGGGCGCCCACAAGUACGUCAAGCCCUGUGUCGUCGACGUCGCCACCAAGAUCUUGCGUCCCGAGAACUGGGUGUUCUUGGAUGGCAAGGCCCACUCCGAUUACCGUAAGGGGUUGAACGGGUUGUUCCGCCAACAAGCGCUCGAAAUUUACAUCCCCACCAUCGAAGACAUCGUCGACAAGUACCUUGUUGAAUUCCAAGCCAAGAAGGAACCGGAGAAGUUCUUCCCCCACUUCCGUGAGUUCCUCUGCGCCAUCUCGUUGCGUACCUUCUGCGGUGACUACAUUGACGACUCGCAAGUGGCCAUGGUCGCUGACAACUACUACCGGGUUACUGCCGCGUUGGAGUUGGUCAACUUCCCCAUCAUUUUGCCCUACACCAAGACCUGGUACGGGAAGAAGAUCGCCGACGACACCAUGAAGAUCUUUGAAGCCUGUGCCGCCAAGUCAAAGAAGUACAUUGAAGCCGGUGGUGAACCUAAGUGUGUCAUGGACGAAUGGGUGUAUCUUAUGAAGCGAGCCCGUGAAGGUAAGGCCGAAAACGCCGACGACGCCGUGUUGGUGAGAGAGUUCUCCAACAAGGAAAUCUCGGAAGCCAUCUUCACCUUCUUGUUUGCCUCGCAAGACGCGUCGUCGUCGUUGGCGUGCUGGGUGUUCCAAAUUGUUGCUGACAGACCUGACGUGCAACAGAAGAUCAGAGAAGAACAAUUGCGCGUGAGAGACGGCGACGCCACCAAGCGUUUGACGUUGGACAUGAUCAACUCGAUGGACUACACCAACAAGGUGAUUAGAGAAACCCUUAGAUACCGUCCCCCCGUGAUCAUGGUCCCCUACGUGUGCAAGCAAGACUUCCCCAUCACCCUGGAAUACACCGCGCCUAAGGGGUCGAUGCUUAUCCCCUCGCUCUACCCGGCGUUGCACGACCCUGAAGUAUACCCUCAACCCGAUGAAUUUAUCCCCGAGAGAUGGGACAACCCCACCCUGGAGAUGACGGUGAGAAACUGGUUGCCCUUCGGCACCGGCCCCCACGUGUGCUUGGGCAAGAACUACGUGCUCAUGUUGUUCACGGCCAUGGUGGGUAAGAUGGUGUUGUUCUCCGACAUCAACCACCACAAGACGCCGUUGUCGGAAGACAUCAAGGUGUUCGCCACCAUUUUCCCCAAAGACGACUUAAUCUUGGACUGGGUUCCUAGACAACCGACGGCGUAA
Molecule: messenger RNA, 1542 nt
Organism: Diutina rugosa
Lineage: Eukaryota; Fungi; Ascomycota; Pichiomycetes; Serinales; Debaryomycetaceae
Gene: ERG5
Product: C-22 sterol desaturase
Exons: 1
Coding region: 1-1542 (513 amino acids)
Biological process (GO): sterol metabolic process
Molecular function (GO): heme binding; iron ion binding; monooxygenase activity
Source: RefSeq, a predicted model, not a curated record